This is a messenger RNA of Aaosphaeria arxii CBS 175.79, 1177 nucleotides long. RefSeq lists its product as uncharacterized. The coding region runs from base 64 to 1140 and encodes 358 amino acids. The transcript has 2 exons. Lineage: Eukaryota; Fungi; Ascomycota; Dothideomycetes; Pleosporales. The record is from RefSeq and is a predicted model, not a curated record. Gene Ontology annotation, molecular function: protein binding.
CGACAUCACCGCAUAAACACUGUCUACCUCUACGUAUUCGCCUCUCGAUAUUCUUCCACCCUAAUGGCGGUCCCUAUUCAACUUCUACAACCCCUUUCGAGCGCCGGCCCGCGCAUCCGCCCUGUGAACCCAGCCAUGGUAGUGGCCACAGUUGUCGAGGGACCUAUUGGCCGCUUGACAAGAACUCUUCGAAAGCUGCGCGCUUCAACAGAUCCGUCCACCUUGAAUCUUCCUCUGGAGAUUAUCCUCAUGAUCGCAACUUAUCUUGACAAAUGCUCCGUGGUAUCUCUUUCAUUGACAUGCCAGGGUCUCCGCGGUCUUUGGAACUCUGGCAGUAUGACCUUGGAAAAGGUAGAAAGGGAAAAUCUGCUACUCAUGCUCGAGAAGGAUAUUCCGUUCCUACAAUAUUGCCAUUAUUGUGUAAAGUUGCAUCGCUGGCAUGGAGCUUGGAGCAGGGCUGUCUCUCCGUGGUACGAAGAACGUCUACCAUGCAAGAAAAAACUCGACAAGCACCUCUUCCUCCCCAUUACCUGCCACAUUCCCUACUACGUUGCGCGCUUAGUCAUGAAUCGGCAUCUGUAUGGAACCAAACACGGCCUGCCUCUUGAGGCACUAAAAGAUCGACAAUCUUGCACGUACAAGAACGACGUCGCGUGGUCGGUUACACAGCACGCACGCAUCUCCAACGACCAACUCAUGGUACGCUCGGUCAUAUCAAUGGCCCAUCCGCGCGGCGAUUCAGCAGCGCUCAGAGCCCACAUCGAUGAAUAUGGACCCCCGGUCUGCGAACAUCUCACUUUUCAGAAAGGAUAUCCUGAUGCCAUUCCUAUGCAGCUUCCCCAGCUCGCUCUGAAGGGAGGAGACCUACCGAGCGAUUUCCAAGCCUGCGGUCCUGAGUUCGGGUCCUGUACCUUUUGUGUGACGGACUACAGUAUCGAGGUAAAGUGGCAAGGUGUAAAGAAGGGGUAUUGUAUCCAGGUGCUCGUUUAUCGCGGGCUAGGCGACUGUCGCACUCCGUUCAAUUGGCACUGGCGAACCAUUACAACGCGUGAUUCGGGCGAAGGUAUCAGAUCGGCGCAAUCGCCUGAUUAUGGCCCUGGACGUGUCAGAGAGAAGUGGAAGGAAUUAGGGCCGUCGUGAGGGUUGAUGGCGCAUAUUGAAGGGCUAUGAGAUGCAA